GACAAGCUGUAUGCUGACAAGAUUGACCUCUUGCGGAGCGUCAAGGCACUCCAGCUCAAACUCCACGAGGCCAACAGCAGGCAAGCCGGAAAACGCCGCGGAGAUGCUGCAGCAGACGAAGCAAGCGAUCCAGACCAGCUGCUGGCCCACGUCGACAUGAAACGCUCAGAGUUGAUUGAGCAGCUCAAUGUUGAUAGGACUCGGCUCGCAAACGAGCUGCGGGCGACGCACGAGCAGCUCGAAAGCGUCCGCAUCGAACGAGCAGUCCUUCAAGACAAGCUCACCAGCGCGACCUCUCAGCAGCAGCAGCAGCAGCAGCAGCGCCCCGAUGGUGCAAACUCAAAGCCCGAAAUUGUGGCGGCCUUCCGUGAACACCGCGAAGCUCUAGUUGAGCGCGAAAGCCGCAUCGCCGAGCUGUCGGCACUGGUGGAAGAAAAGAAGGACCUUGUGCGUCGCAUGGAAGAGACGGUCAAACAACUCACUCUGCGCGUCAAGGAGAGCGAACGCGCUGCUGCCGCAUCGACAGUUGUCGCCGCCGCUGCUGCAAAGGCGGCGGCUGCUACUGCUGCUGCUCCUCCCCUUGCGCCCGUUACGCCUGCGCAACCUGCGACAACUUCUGCGGCCGAUGCUGCUGCCCUGGCUGCCCUGAAACAAAAGCUCGAAGAAACAACCCAUGCAUGGCGCGCGGCAGACGCCCAGCACGUUGCAGAUCUCGUGGCAUUGCGACAAGAACACGCCGCACAACUCCAACAGCAACAACAGGCCCAGCAAGCGGAAAGCGACGCCGCGCGACAGACACUCCAGCUUGCUCUCGAAAGCGAAAUGGCCCAGUUGCGAGAGCACGUAGAGCAACUGCAAACCCAGCAACGCAGCGCCACGCUCGGCAACAACAACGAUCUCGAGCAAGCCCGAGGGCAACUUGUUCAGCUCCAGCAGCUCCAUGCCUCUCAAGAGCAAGAGAUUGAGCAGCUGGCGCUCGAGAGCCAGCAACACAUUGCUCGGCUCCAACGCAAGCUGGAAGAUGCGAUUGGUCAGCGCAGGGCCGCCGAGGAAGCCGCACAAAGCGCCAACGCGGCUGCAACUGUGGCCAACGAGUCGCUGCACACCAUCCAACAGCAAGCGACCGAGUCCAAGGAUCAGGCAGCAGAGCUCCAAGCUGAGGUUUCCGACAUGCGAGGACAUCUCGAGAAGGCGCACAAAGCCCGAGACCAGCUGGCAACACAGCUCGAACAGCAAAAGGCCCUGUCCAAGGACCAGGAGGCAGCGCUCCAAGCUGAGGUUGCCAACUUGCGAGCAGAUCUGGAGCAGGCGCACCAAGACCGAGACCAACUGGCAGCGCAGUUCGAACAGCAAGAGACGACACAUGCCGGCGGUGAAGCUGCGAUCGACAUUCUGACGACCCAGCUUCAGCAAGCCGAGCAGAACAGCCAGUCCUUGCAGAAAGAGCUGGAAGCGCUAAAACUGAUGCAUGCCGAGCACCAGCAACAACAUCUCGACCUCCAAGCAAACCAACGCCAGCAGCUUGCUGAUGUGCAAAUUAUUGCCGAUCGGCUGGCCGAGGAGCGCAGCGUUCUUACCUUGGAAGUCGAACGACUUACUGCCGAAAUGGAGCUGCAAACCCUCGAGAUCGAAGCCCGAGAUGAGCAGCUUGAAACCAACCAGAAGGCAGCAGAGCAACAACAACAACAGCACGAUCAAGCGCUCGAACUUGUUCAGGUUCGUGAGCGGCAACAGCUGCAAGUCUACCAAGAGCAACUGCAAACUGUCAUGCAGCAGCAUGCAGACCAACUUGACAGUACGACGGCACGUUAUCAGAACGAGUUGAAACAGGCAGCCUCGAAUGUGCAGGCCACUCCGACUGGGCGGCAGGACGUGGAUGAAAAAGAGCAGCAACUGCGAGCGGAGGUGAGCGCAUUGCGGCAGCAGCUGCUCGAAUUGCAGCAACAGCGUCAACUCGAUUUGGCGCAAGCGCAACGACAGCAAGCACAACAACAACAUCAACAACCUGUCAGUGUUCCUCAAAGUCAACCAUCUCCUCAUUCUUCAAAGCCCGUUGCCGCACCUCCCUCGGGCUUGGAGCACAUCGAGGCAAUGCCCACUUCUGCCUUCCGUGAGAGUGGGAAGGGCGGCAUCAACUCUGAGACAAAACAAGCGUUUGUCUCACGCUGGGACGUUCUCGUCCAAGAGGCUCUGCGUGAUGUGGACGAAACCCUCUCACGGGAGCAGCUGCUCCAAGAACUCAAACAACUACGAGGGGACAAUUCGGCGCUGCACGAGCUGCUGCAAUCCCGAAUGCAGCAGCAGCCGCAACAGCGAGGCCUGGGUGCUCCGUGGACCCCGAAAUCGCCCUCUGGCGACACAAAUCAACUCCUCCUGGCAGGUGUUACACAAGCUGACGCCAAGCUGCAGGCUGGCCUUGCCGAGUACGACACACAGACGCGUUUGGCUCGCGAAGAAGCAGCACGCUACUUUGCCGCCAGCACGAUUGGAGGUGAAGGCAGCUCCUCCAGCAGCCAAGAAGUACCUGGUUAUGUGCAUGACCUGGUUGACUUGGUGCUGGCGGAUGUUGAGCCUGAAGUGGGAGCCGGGUUGCAGGAUGCUCGGCAGCUCGAAGGCAACGCUCGCCGCCUCCAUGCCAACCUCACGGCUCUGCACAAGGUCUUGGCGCAUCCAGGCCCAGUUGCAUCUACCUGGCCUCCGGCUGAUGUUGGCAACAUGGUGUGA
This is a messenger RNA of Capsaspora owczarzaki ATCC 30864, 2724 nucleotides long. RefSeq lists its product as hypothetical. NCBI's taxonomy places the organism in Eukaryota, Filasterea, Ministeriida, Capsasporidae. The transcript has 2 exons. The record is from RefSeq and is a predicted model, not a curated record. The annotation marks the transcript as partial.